UACUACACUGAGAAGCUGCUUUUACCUUCUCUCUCUCUCAUGCUUCUUCGACUUUCAAUGCUCUGAAACCCUAACAACUUCAGAUUCAGAGCAAAACCUUACUGAAAACCGCAACAAUGUCGAUGUCAAAGAGCUCCAAGAUGCUUCAAUACAUUAACUACCGAAUGAGGGUCACUAUCCAAGACGGCCGCCAGCUCGUCGGAAAAUUUAUGGCCUUCGACCGCCACAUGAACCUUGUCCUCGGAGACUGCGAAGAGUUCCGGAAGCUUCCACCGGCCAAGGGGAAAAAAACCGCGCCAGGAGAAGACCGCGAGGACCGCCGCACACUUGGCCUGGUUCUCUUACGCGGCGAGGAGGUUAUCUCCAUGACCGUCGAGGGUCCUCCGCCGCCUGAAGAGUCACGCGCUAAGCCGUCAAUUUCUUAUCCCGGCGGUGCACCGGUUAUGCGGCCGCCUGGCCAGAUGCCGGGGUAUCCUGGUCAGGGUCCACCGCCAAUGGCACGAGGCCCGCCACCUCCGAUGCCGCCUGGGCAAUUUGCACCACCCAGGCCCGGUGGUGGGCCUCCACAGCCUUUCCCUGUUCCGCCGCAGUUUGGGCAGCGGCCUAUGGGUCCUCCACCACCUGGUCAGAUGGUGAGAGGGCCUCCUGCUCCGCCAAGGCCAGGGAUGCCCGCCCCGCCUCCGCCUCGUCCUGGGAUGCCUCCUCCACCUGGCAGCGGCGUUCCGGUGUUUGGACCUCCUCGCCCAGGCAUGCCACCUCCACCGAACCCACAAAACCAGCAACAGCAGUAGUGGUAAUGAACUAGCUAAAUUUGACUUGUUAUUGUUGGUGCUCUGAAGAAUUGAAGAUUUGGACCUUGGACAUGUGCAUGUUGCAAACCAUCUUGUAGUUAAGCGGUGAUUGUUGCUUGUACAACCUAGAUCAUUCUCUUGUUAGGGAAUUUUUUAAAAUGUGUUGAUGAGAAGUUCUAUGUUAGAAAAUCAUGUUUUCGGGGAGCUUAUGCUAUUGCAGCCUGAGCAUUAGACUUAUAAAUCAAUUGUGUAGAUUGUCAAGAAAGGAACAAAAAUAUGAUGCCGGAUUGCAAAGACAGUGUACUGAUUUGUGAGUGUAGGACCGAUCUGUGACCCCCAUAUAUUUCUGAUUACAUAAUAUACUUAUGACUUGGGUAA
Arachis duranensis is the source of this 1169-nucleotide messenger RNA. RefSeq lists its product as uncharacterized. The record is from RefSeq and is a predicted model, not a curated record. Gene Ontology annotation, molecular function: RNA binding. Gene Ontology annotation, cellular component: U2 snRNP; U4 snRNP; cytoplasm. Lineage: Eukaryota; Viridiplantae; Streptophyta; Magnoliopsida; Fabales; Fabaceae. Gene Ontology annotation, biological process: mRNA splicing, via spliceosome.